This is a messenger RNA of Fibroporia radiculosa, 1311 nucleotides long. RefSeq lists its product as uncharacterized. Gene Ontology annotation, biological process: ribosomal large subunit assembly; rRNA processing. The transcript has 4 exons. The record is from RefSeq and is a predicted model, not a curated record. Gene Ontology annotation, molecular function: rRNA binding. Gene Ontology annotation, cellular component: preribosome, large subunit precursor. Bases 1 to 1311 code for a protein of 436 amino acids. NCBI's taxonomy places the organism in Eukaryota, Fungi, Basidiomycota, Agaricomycetes, Polyporales, Fibroporiaceae.
AUGGCUCGCAAACGAAAGAAUCGCACACAUCUCAAAGGUGGUGCAGCAUCCAACCCUGGCACUGAGGAAGGGAUUCCAAAAACAUUCGUUGUCAAGCAUGGCCAAGUUGGUUCCUCUCUUACCCAGCUUGUUAGGGACGUCCGCAAAGUUAUGGAACCGAACACAGCUAGUCGGCUGAGGGAGCGGGCACGGAAUAAGCUGAAGGAUUUCUUCACUAUGGCGCCCGCACUUGGGGUUACGCACCUACUGGCAUUUACGCUGACAGACGUUGCGCCGUCUCUACGCCUAGUGCGUUUAUCCGCAGGGCCGACUCUAAGUUUUCGCAUUGAGAGGUACAGCUUAGUGAAAGAUAUCUUGUCCUCUUCUCGAAGAGCACGAAGUAUCGGAAGUGUAGAGUAUCUCAGCCCGCCCUUGCUUGUCCUUGCUUCCUUCCCUCAGCCAUCACCAACUACACCACCACAGCUUCCACUUCUCAUGAAAGCCUUUCAAACGCUGUUUCCCCCACUCUCUCCUCAGACGCUUUCGCUCUCGUCUGCACGCCGCGUGGUGCUUAUCGCCUACAACAAAGAUAGAGAGACUGUAGAUUUUCGACAUUACCUCAUCACUGUGAAGCCAUACGGCAUAUCCAAGCGUGUGCGGCGCGUUCUGGAGGGCGCAUCUGCAAAAAUGACUUCAUCCAACACGUACCUCGAUCUUGGUAACGAAAAAGACGUGGCUGACUUUUUCCUGCGUCGAAAGGGUGAACCGGGCCCUGAUGGUAGUGAUGGAUAUGAGUCUGCAGCAUCAUCCACAUCCAGUGUCGCGGGCGAUGAUGCAGAUACAGUGUCAUUGGCAGACGACUACGUAGGGAGGAAUAACAAGAAGGGCCAGAAGCGGGCUGUGAGAUUGGAUGAAAUUGGGCCCAGGAUGGAGCUCAGACUAAUCAAAAUUACGGAGGGGUUACCCGGCAAAGAUGGGGGUGUAAUCUUCCACGAAUUUGUCAAAAAGACGAAGGCGGAAGUCACGGCCCAAAAAGCCGAGCACGCUGCAAAAGAAAAACUGAGGAAACAGCGUAAAGAAGACCAAGAGCGCAAUGUUCAGCGCAAGAAACAGCUGGCUGGGAUGGGUGAUUCGCAUAGUGACUCGAAAAACGAAGAUGGCGACGCUAACAGACCAGAUGAUGAGGAGUAUGAGGACGAGGGCGUAUGGGACGAUGAAGAGUAUGGCGAUGACGAAAGUGACGACGAUGAAGGAGCUAGUGAUGGGGGAGAGAGCAGUGGCGAGGAGGUGAGACCGCCUCCGAAAAAAAGUAGAGUACGGGGAAAGCGAUAG